AUGGAUCUUACGCGUUUAUCUGCUUCAUUAAUGUAUAAUGUUAAAGGUUUCAGCAGGCUGAAUGCAUACACUAAAAGAAUUAUUUAUCAAAGGGAUGUGCCCAAAGGUCAUUUGGCAGUGUAUGUUGGCGAAAACUCCAAGAGAAGGGUUGUUAUCCCGGUAACGUUCUUGGAUGAACCGUUGUUCCAAGGCUUGUUGCGUCAAUCAGAGGAAGAGUUCGGGUUUGAUCAUCCAAUGGGAGGCCUAACCAUUUCUUGCCAUGAAGAUGAAUUUUUCGAGCUCACAUCCCAAUUGCAUGCAGUUUUGUAA
Molecule: messenger RNA, 309 nt
Organism: Erigeron canadensis
Lineage: Eukaryota; Viridiplantae; Streptophyta; Magnoliopsida; Asterales; Asteraceae
Product: auxin-responsive protein SAUR23-like
Exons: 1
Coding region: 1-309 (102 amino acids)
Biological process (GO): response to auxin
Source: RefSeq, a predicted model, not a curated record